This is a messenger RNA of Aspergillus tubingensis, 1506 nucleotides long. RefSeq names its product MFS transporter. The coding region runs from base 1 to 1506 and encodes 501 amino acids. Gene Ontology annotation, biological process: transmembrane transport. The transcript is spliced from 5 exons. NCBI's taxonomy places the organism in Eukaryota, Fungi, Ascomycota, Eurotiomycetes, Eurotiales, Aspergillaceae. Gene Ontology annotation, molecular function: transmembrane transporter activity. The record is from RefSeq and is a predicted model, not a curated record.
AUGACCUGGAAUCUGCGUGGCUUAGUGCCAGGGCAGAAUGACACCAAGCCACCGGUAUUCUUGAAGUGGAGGUCAUCUAAUGCGUUUAUUAUCUUCGUGGUGGUUUUUGCUGUCUUCACGGAUGUUUUACUUUAUGGACUGAUUGUUCCCGUGGCUCCUACCGCUUUACAUGAGAGGGUUGGGAUGUCUGUUGAUCAGGAACAAUCAUGGACGUCUAUCUUGUUAGCAUUGUAUGGCGCAGCGCUAUUAGCAGCAUCGCCCGUUGCGGGCUACAUCGCCGACCGCUUUGAGUCUCGAUGGUGGCCACUCAUUGUCGGAUUGCUGGCACUAGGCGCUUCCACGGCUCUACUCUGUGUAGGGACUCACCUUAGUCUCUGGAUCAUUGGCCGUAUCUUCCAGGGCGCAUCCGCAGCGGUUGUAUGGACGGUCGGAGCCGCGUUGCUGGUCGACACGGUGGGAAAAGAUGGCCUUGGGCAGGCAAUGGGCUAUAUCGGCAUGGGUAUGACCUUUGGAAUCAUGGGUGGGCCACUCCUUGGUGGUGUCAUCUAUGCCCGUGGCGGAUACUAUGCCGUCUUUGCUCUGGCAUUUGCUCUCGUCGGUGUGGAUAUUGUUUUGCGGUUGGUCAUGAUCGAGAAGAAGCAUGCCGUGAAGUGGUUGCAACAGGAGAAGGAACAAGGUCCGGAUAUUUCGCCGUCUGAAACCACGGAGAAGUGCUCUGAUGCGGAAGAUGUUACUGAUCGAUUGUCCGCUGGUGCAUCUGAUGAUAAGUCCAAGGAACCGGUUGCAAUCGGACAGCAGGCUGCUGAAAGUAUUGGACAUGCGAGUCCCAAGAAGACUAGAAGCGCUGUUCUUACUCUUCUCGCUUCAGAGCGCAUGAUAGUCACCAUCUGGGCGUACUUCAUCGUCUCCGUGGUCCUGACUUCAUUUGACAGCGUCCUUCCUCUCUUCGUCGAGGACACUUUUGGCUGGGACCAGACAGGUCAGGGGCUCAUAUUCGUGCCCUUGUCCGUCCCUCAUAUUUCGGAUCCGUUCUUCGGCUGGAUCAACGACAAGUUUGUGAAUGCACGACGCUAUAUGGCGGCAGGAGCAUUGUUCUCCACCAUACCCUUCAUGGUGCUGCUCCGUCUUGUCACGCACGAUUCCAUGGGCCAGAAGGUGUUGUUAUGCGCAUUGUUGGUCCUCAUCGGCUUUUGUAUAGCCUCAUUGAUGCCUCCCCUGUUGGUUGAGGCGUCAUACAUUGUGGAGGAAAAGGAAGCACAGGACCCGAAUAUCUUCGGUAAGGGUGGUGCCAUGGCUUUGUCAUAUGGCAUCCUCAAUUCCGCGUAUGCUGCUGGAACCAUUGUUGGUCCGUUCUUUGCGGGCUUUAUCCGGGAAAAUGCGGGCUGGAAGACCAUGACGUGGGCUUUGGCCUUGCUGACUGGUGUAUCUGGUGUGCCUAUUCUGUUGUUCUUGGGAGGGUUUCUGUUCAGGAAGAAGCGAAGUGAAACGGCUGAAUCGGAAGAGUGA